Messenger RNA from Cantharellus anzutake, 1404 nucleotides. Its product is annotated as NAD(P)-binding protein. Bases 136 to 1404 code for a protein of 422 amino acids. The record is from RefSeq and is a predicted model, not a curated record. Gene Ontology annotation, biological process: NADPH regeneration. The transcript is spliced from 9 exons. Lineage: Eukaryota; Fungi; Basidiomycota; Agaricomycetes; Cantharellales; Hydnaceae. Gene Ontology annotation, cellular component: cytoplasm. Gene Ontology annotation, molecular function: oxidoreductase activity; nucleotide binding.
CUGCGGCUGUGCUGAAUCGCCACUUUGCGGUCCGUGUUCGGUCCGUUUACCAACCCCUCUCCGUCUUAUAAAGAGAUGUGAAGAACUUCCUACCACCCUUCGUACUCUAUAACUGGAGGGAAGCCUUCGGGAAAUAUGGCACCCAUGAGUGUGCUCAUGUGUGGCACCGGUGAAUACACAACUGGAUGGACUGGGUCUGGGGCAUCAAAAUCCGAUAAGAAGGUGGGGGUCGUCGGUCUAACGCUCUUCGAUCUCCGUCGUCGUGGGAAGGUGGGGAGGCUAAGCAUGGUGGGCGUGAACGGUUCCAAGUUCCCCGCUAUUCGGGAGCAUUUGAAUGAAAAUAUCGGCAAGGUGUACAAAGAUAUGAACUUGGAGUUUGAUAAUUACCCGGAAGUAGGAAAGACUGACUCCCAAGCUUACAAGGCGGCGAUUGACGUACUACAUCCUGGGGAUGCUAUCGUCGUAUUCACUCCUGACAACACCCAUUAUCCUAUCGCUUUAUAUGCGUUGGAGCGCAAGAUCCAUGUGUUAUUGACGAAGCCUGCCACGCAGCUUCUUCAGCACCACCAACAUCUUGUUCAGGUAGCGGCCCAGAACAAUGUUGUGUGUUGGGUGGAACAUCACAAACGCUAUGAUCCCGUCUAUUCCGAUGCAAAAUUCAAAGCUCGUGCUCUCGGAGAUUUCAACUUCUUCACUGCAUGGAUGUCGCAACCCAAAUCUCAGCUAGAGACGUUCAAGGCAUGGGCAGGAAAGGACUCUGACAUCUCGUAUUAUCUGAGCUCGCACCAUAUUGACAUCCACACCUGGAUUAUGGGGGAUUCCGGUUACCCGACACGGGUAACGGCCUCCGCCUCUUCUGGUAUUGCCACUUCGCCGCCGUACUCCUGCGUCCCAAAUACCGAGGACACCAUCACACUCCUCGUCGAUUGGGCAAUCACUGGGAAGGAGAAGACUCACAAGGGUGUAGCAGUCUACACUGCUAGCUGGACCGCACCUACGACUCAAGGUAUCCAUUCGGCGCAGCAUUGGCAUUACAUGGGGAGCAAGGGGGACGUGGCAGUUGACCAGGCACACCGGGGCUACGAUGUCACUGUAGAUGGAGAAGGCAAGACAAGGACAAACAUUAGCUACAACCCUUUCUAUAUGAAGUAUUCCCCAUCAGAAACCGGCCACUUUGAUGGCCAGCGUGGAUACGGCUACAUCUCUAUCGAGAGAUUCAUCGAUGCUGCGGUCUCAGUAAACGAAGGCUCCGCUCGGCCUUCCGACUAUGACACCUACGACCUCCCAACCAUCAAGAAUACUGUGUUGACCACUGCUAUUCUCGAGGCUGGAAGAAGAAGCCUUGACGAGAAGAGAAGCGUAGGGAUUGACCGGGGAUCCAGUGGAAACUGGAUAUUAGUUUAG